GACACUCGUAGAGAAAAUAAUAUCUAAGAGAGAGAGAGAAAGGAGGAAAAGGAGGCGUGCACGUGAUCCGCGGAGGAGGCGUACUGAAAGGGUUUUGGCGGAGGAUGAAGAGCAAUAAAACAAAAGCUAGAAAAUAGAAAUAAAUGGGACUGGAUUUGGGUUUCGCUUUUUAGUUUUGGUUUCAAAAAUUAUCAUUUUUUUAUUGGACAAGCAAUCAUUAUGAGCACAUGAAAUAGCAAGGGAGGUACUCUCAUCGAACGGAAAAUAAUUUCUGCCUUCCCAAACACAAACCCAACCCAUCGCAUCCCCCCCUCUCUCUCUCUCUCUCUCUCUCUCUCUCUCUCUCUCUCUCUCUCUCUCUCUCUCUCUCUCAUAUAUAUAUAUAUAUAUAUAUUCAUAUAACACACAUACAAAGAGAGAGAGAGAACCAAAUCUACCCAGUUCAAUUUACUUCUCUCUAAAUCUGUUCUGAGGUUUUGUGUUGACACAGAAACAGGAACAGAGGAGGAGGGGAGAUCCAUCGAUCGGUCGAUCGAGCUCUCACGUCCGUUCAAAUCCUUGUUAUUUAAUUAUUUAGUUGUUUAAAAAUUGAUGCUGGGAAAGAAGGGGACGGAGAAGGAGAGGGAGAGGGAGAAGGAGAAAGAGAAGAAGAAGAGGCAGAAGAAGGAGAAGGGAAUGCAACUGGGGAAAUACGAGCUGGGCGGGACCCUGGGCGAAGGCAACUUUGGAAAGGUCAAAUACGCUGAGGACAUCGAAUCCGGCAAGCCCUUUGCCGUCAAAAUCUUGGAAAAAACCAGAAUCCUUCAACUCAACAUCUCCGAUCAGAUAAAGAGGGAGAUUGGAACCUUGAAGCUCCUCAGACAUCCCAACGUCGUCAGAUUACACGAGGUUUUAGCAAGCAAAACCAAGAUUUACAUGGUUCUGGAGUAUGUGACUGGUGGUGAAUUGUUUGAUAGAAUUGCAUCCCAAGGGAAACUCUCAGAAGCCAAAGGUAGGAAGCUUUUUCAACAGCUGAUCGACGGUGUGAGUUACUGUCACAAUAAAGGUGUUUCCCACAGGGAUUUAAAGCUGGAGAAUGUUCUUGUUGAUGAAAAAGGAAACAUCAAGAUAUCGGAUUUUGGCCUCAGUGCUUUGCCUCAGCAUUUUAGGGAUGAUGGGUUACUGCAUACAACCUGUGGAAGUCCCAACUAUGUAGCACCUGAAAUUCUCGCAAAUAGAGGGUAUGAUGGUGCCGCCUCCGACAUAUGGUCAUGUGGGGUUAUUUUGUAUGUAAUUCUUACUGGAUAUCUCCCUUUUGAUGAUAGAAAUCUUGCUGUCCUCUAUCAGAAGAUUUUUAAGGGGGACGUGCAGAUACCCAAAUGGCUAUCACCAGGUGCUCAAAACAUGAUAAGGAGGAUUCUUGAUCCCAACCCUGUUACCCGGCUAACCAUGGAAGGGAUCCAAGCAGAUGAAUGGUUUAGGCAGGACUAUAUUCCAACCAAUCCUGAUGAUGAAGAAGAAGAUAUUUAUAUUGAUGAUGAAGCGUUCUCAAUACAUGAGGUGCCCUCUGAAAAUGAGAAGAAUCCAGAUUCACCCCCCACCAUCAAUGCCUUUCAGCUGAUUGGAAUGUCCUCUUGCCUAGAUCUCUCUGGCUUCUUUGAGAAAGAGGAUGUCUCAGAGAGGAAGAUCAGAUUUACAUCUAAUUAUUCUCCAAAAGAACUACUUGAGAAAAUAGAGGAUACUGUAGCCCAGAUGGGAUUUCGAGUCCAAAAGAAAAACGGAAAGCUUAAAGUGACGCAAGAGCACAAGAGCCAGAGGAACACGGGUUGUCUUUCAGUUGCAGCAGAAGUUUUUGAGAUAAGCCCGUCCUUGUACGUAGUUGAAUUAAGAAAAUCGUUUGGAGAUUCAUCAUUGUAUAGACAGUUGUGUAAAAAGCUUUCAAAUGAUCUGGGUGUAUCUACGAGCCCAGCAAUGUUGGCCACAGGACCGUGAGGGGAGGUUUCUGUGUUGAACAUAGAAAAUGAACAGAGAAUUGAUGUAAUCCGAAUUUAUGUAAAUAUGUUCUUUGUUGACAUUGAAUUAGAUAUAUGAUAGUAUGGUCGCAAUGAACUUGUAGCCUGCUGGCUAUCUUUUUGUUGUUGCA
This is a messenger RNA of Malania oleifera, 2122 nucleotides long. RefSeq names its product CBL-interacting serine/threonine-protein kinase 1. Gene Ontology annotation, molecular function: ATP binding; protein kinase activity. Lineage: Eukaryota; Viridiplantae; Streptophyta; Magnoliopsida; Santalales; Ximeniaceae. The transcript has 12 exons. The coding region runs from base 592 to 1971 and encodes 459 amino acids. The record is from RefSeq and is a predicted model, not a curated record. Gene Ontology annotation, biological process: signal transduction; protein phosphorylation.